UUGUCUGAACUUGCUGCAGAGGGAAAACACUCCCUCCUACUUUAAGGAUGUCCGACGUUUCACGGCUUCAGUUACUUUAAUCUAACAAAGUAACUGUUAGAGAAACUGUUUUGGACAUUGUGUGGCUUUUAUUUUAGUUUUUAUUCUUUAUUUUUUUGUACUGCUUUUUUCUUUUAUUAAACCAGUUAGAUUCAAAUCUUUUAACAUUUGGAUCCAUAACAAACUCAUUAGGCAGCAGCAGCAGCAGUAUAUUACUUUUCUUUAUUCUUUAGUCUUUGUUAUCAACAUAAACAUCUACCGAUGGAAAAUAAAUCUGUGAUUCAUCACGCUGUGCUGAUGUUACUCUUCAUCACCUGGUGGGAAAACAUAUACUGCAACGGAUUGAAGGUGGAUCCUCCUGAGGACAUUGUGGUCGUAGACCCUGGUCAUCUUGGACAUCUUGAGAUCACAUGGAGCCCUCCAUCCAACCUGAUCAACAUGACCCAGUGCCAAAAACGCUAUCAGCUGGAGUAUUUCAACACAUAUCAGGACAGCUGGACUGCUAUCAGGACAACACAGAGGUCAUACAGCGCCCAGUUUGACCUGAUGAAAGACGUCAGAGUGAGGCUGUACACUGUGCUGAGUGGAGCCUGCACCAAUGGCACCACGGUCAAGAGUGAAAGCUACUCUGAACUGGUCCAAAAACCUCCCAGCACAGGUGUUGUGGGUACUGAGGUCAAGGACUUUAGCUGUGUGUUCUACAACAUGGAGAACAUGGAGUGCAAAUGGAAAAGAAACCCAAAGUUGUCAGCCGCCGCGCAGCAAAAUCUAUAUUUGUGGCACAAGAAACUGAAACGAGUGGAGGAAUGCCCAAAGUACAUCAUCUCACGUGGAAUCAGGAUCGGGUGCAACUUCUCAGGAAAAGCUCUCCCUGAAUUCACUGAUAUUAAUCUCUGCUUAAAUGGUUCCUCACCUCAUGGGUCUCUGAAGCCAACUUUCAUCUCCCUGCAAACCCAAAACCAAGUGAAACCCGGGACCACAGAGAGGCUGCAUCUGCAAACAGGUCCAAACGCACAGCUGCAAAUCCACUGGGAGCGUCCUGCUGGGAAUGUCCCCGCACACUGCCUCGAAUGGGAGGUGGAGCACGAUAAAGAGGAACCUGAUGGGAAAACAGAACUGAAGCAGAUUUUAACUAAGCAAACAAGCCUGAAUCUGCAGCUCGUGCAUGACUCGGAGAGAAACUGCGUCAGGGUCCGGUCCAAAGUGAACAAGUACUGUGCAGACAGCACCUUCUGGAGUGAAUGGAGUCGUGCGAUUUGCCAUCCAGAAAGAAAAGAACCUGCACUUGAACCUGAAUGGGACAAGGUACAAGUCUACAUAUGCAUUGCUUUUGCAACCUCUGCCAUAGUAUUGCUGUCUUUGUGUGUGGUGACAAUCCUCAAAACGAGGAGAUCCAGAGAUGAGAAGGGGCCGGACUCUCGCCACUUCUCCACACUUUGUUUGGGAUGAAUUCAGUUCCCACUGUGACGGACACUUGAACAGCCCACGUUGUUGUGUUGUUCAGUACCAACUAUUUUUGAUUGUUUACUUGUGCCUCACUCUUGCCAAUAACACUUUUACAUUCCAUAGAAAACAGUACACGUGGAUUGAACAUGUGAAAGAAUUGUUUUAUUGCACUUUGGAAGCCUGUAAGUGUUUUAUUAUCGUCAUUAUUUACUUACAAGGAGGUGGUUAUUUUCUUUGAAUGGUAAUUGAAGAAA
Messenger RNA from Solea senegalensis (Senegalese sole), 1739 nucleotides. It is a transcript of the gene il13ra2, whose product is annotated as interleukin 13 receptor, alpha 2. Gene Ontology annotation, cellular component: external side of plasma membrane. Bases 301 to 1488 code for a protein of 395 amino acids. Gene Ontology annotation, molecular function: protein binding; cytokine receptor activity. The transcript is spliced from 9 exons. NCBI's taxonomy places the organism in Eukaryota, Metazoa, Chordata, Actinopteri, Pleuronectiformes, Soleidae. Gene Ontology annotation, biological process: cytokine-mediated signaling pathway. The record is from RefSeq and is a predicted model, not a curated record.